AGGAGCUGAAGGAGACUCUGCGCGUGGCCAAGGGCGGCGACGAGAAGCUAGGCGAUUCCAUGGCCGUGAUCGAGCAGUGGGGGAAGUACAAGGAGGUGCAGAUCCACGGCGAGGUGAGCCUGGACAGGCACGUGGAACGGCUGGUGGUCCCCGACAGGCUGAAGGAGAAGCAGGCCUGGGUACAGAAGAUUGCGAAGGCGCACAAGUGGAAGCUGACCUGGAUGAAGGACAUGCAGGCGGAGCUCAAGUCGAGGGCUGGCGGUCGGGAGAUGGACCAGAAAACCUGGCAGGGCAAGCUGGAUUGCCUGAGGAAGGAGGAGGAGACGACCAGGCUGGCGACUCGAUUCGUCAAGGCGCGCGAGAUUUUGGUCAGAUGGUCUUUCCAGGUUCAGUCAGGCUGGCAGCCCUUCGACCGACAUUGCCAGGAACCCCUGGAGGCCAUGUUCAAAGAAUACAAGGCCUCUCCGUCGGAGAAGACGGCGAUCAGGGAGCUGAAGGUCAGGAACGGGAUCGUCAUGAUAGACUUCGAGCAGAUGACGCAGAAGGUGAAGGGCUACAGCCGAACUCGAAAGCUCCAGAGAGUCGACCUGUGACCCGCCUCCCUUUGUGCUCGCGCACUGCGAGGUCAUGCGCGUCGUUGCCCCUUGCCUGCCCCGUACGGUCUCACCUCUGGUGCCGCCGCCAGCAUCGGGGACAACGUCAGGGGGGGGGGAUAGGCUCAGGAGGGGAUCGACCCCCCGUCGCCCACCGAUCGCCGAUGGGGGCCCGACUGCGCACCCCGCCCAGGAGCGUGCGGUCUUGCGCUGCCGGGGGCCGCUGUCGGGGGCCCACCGCCGAGCGGCGGCGCUUCGCCGCUGGCAGGUUCAAUGUUCCCCCCCCCCGCCCCCCCCCGGUGUGGGCAGGGCCGAGGUGUUGGGCUCG
Molecule: messenger RNA, 921 nt
Organism: Prorocentrum cordatum
Lineage: Eukaryota; Dinophyceae; Prorocentrales; Prorocentraceae
Source: the annotation of a GenBank genome assembly